Hevea brasiliensis (rubber tree) is the source of this 2570-nucleotide messenger RNA. RefSeq lists its product as uncharacterized. The record is from RefSeq and is a predicted model, not a curated record. Bases 480 to 2273 code for a protein of 597 amino acids. NCBI's taxonomy places the organism in Eukaryota, Viridiplantae, Streptophyta, Magnoliopsida, Malpighiales, Euphorbiaceae. The transcript has 2 exons.
AGCCAAUCUCUCCUAUGUCGGGCUAUCCAACGUUGCCCCCCCGAAGGCCGGAAAUAAUAUUAGGAUGGUUGGACGGUUAAAAGCUGUUCUGCUCCUCUGGCAACCCUACAACGCGUCAUUUUCGCAUUUAACUCCCAACUGGGAUUCACAACCGACUUCUGCUUCGUCUUUCACACGUCAGUACUUUCUCCUCAAGGCAAAUCGCGCUUGUGGAACCGAGUUUCCUACCCAUUUCUCUCUACUCCUCCUUCUAGUUAUUGGAUCCACUCUGCUUUACAUCGCAGAUCCCAAAUGCCUGCCCACUGUAAUUAGCAAGUAGAAAAGAGGAAAAAAAUCUCAUCUUUUACCCAUCUUCUCCCUCCGCCCUUCCUAGAUAUAGCUCUCUCUUUAUGACACAAUAAAUACUAUAUUGUCUCAGUCGCCAGCUCCAGGCAUAUAUAUUCACAAAGGAGGUGAGCUAUAGAUUUGAAAGGUUCGUCAUGAUCAAACGGGCACCUAAUAGGAAUGCUAGAACCAAAGGCAUCAAGGUAAAGCAUGUUCUGCAGAUUUGUUUAUUGCUUGGAGUCUGCUUCUGGUUAAUCUACCAGGUCAAGCAUUCCCAUGAUAAGAAAGAGGAAUUUGAUGAGAAAGAGGGAAAAUUCUCUGUAACUCAAAGUAAUGAUGGGAUUUCAAACUUGGGAAGGAAAGGCCUCCAUCCUCAUGUGCAGGAGUUAACUAAGGAUGAGAAACAUGAGGAAGUUGAUGAUGAAGAAACUACAGUAGAGGAGGAAGUAAAUAAGAUGGAAGAAAAUAAGCGAGAACAAAAGCAGGUGGAAGAUGAAACUAAGCGUGAAGAAGAAGAGCAAGAAGAAGGAACUAAGCAUGAAGAAGAAGAGCAAGAAGAAGGAGCUAAGCAUGAAGAAGAAGAGGGAGAGGAAGAAGGAACGAAGCAUGAAGAGGAAGAGCGAGAAGAAGAUGAAGGAAGCAAGCAUGAUGAGGAAGGGAGAGAAGAAGAAAACAAGCAUGAAGAUGAAGAGCAAGAAGAAGAAACCAAGAGUGACGAGACAGAAGAUGAGAGGAGAGGAGGUGGGGAUGAUGAGAUAGAUGAACAUGAUCAAGAGAAAAUAGAAGGAGAAGCUGAUCGUGAGGAAGAUUUUGUUGAUGAAGAGAGAGAUAGAGAAGAAGGGGAGGAAAAGGAAAGUGGAAAUGGUGAAGCUGAAGAUAAGGAGGCUCAAAUGGGCCAUGAAACUUCAACAGAAGAUGAAGAUCAUGAUGGAGGUGAGCAGAAUGAUCAUGAGGCUCGAGAAGAACAUUACAAGGCAGAUGAUGCUUCCAGUGCAGUAACCCAUGAUACCCAAAAUAUAAGCACUGAAACUGAGAAGAUAAGUUCUGAGAACUCAAAUGAGAACUCAGUAACAAAUGAUUUAGAACUGGAGAAAAAAUCCAAUAACAUUGACACCAACGAUGUCAAUGGGGAUAAAACAAACUCAAAAUCAGAGCUUGGAGGUGUAACAGCUGGUGAAAAGAAGGAUGAUGAUAUCAUCAACGCUGAGGAUCUAUCAACCAAACAUGCAACAUUUGUUUCUGUAUCCAAUGACCAAGCAGAACUAAGCAAUACAUCAAUAGAUGUAAAUGUAGAAGCUGGCAAUAACACAGCACGUGGGAGUACCAAGACUUCUGGUUCAUCCCAGAAUAAUGGAACACUAGUUACAUCUGAUUCAAAUCAAGUUCAAAAUGCAACAAUUGGUGGUGCUAGCACUGGGAAAGCAUCUAACCUGAAAACCGCUGAAUUGGAACAGGUUAAUAGCACCAUGGUUUCCGGUAACAGAGAAACUGAUUCUAAUUCAAGUAUCCCUGAUAAAACUGAGAAUGGUGACAUGGGUGCUGCAGAUUCAAAUUCCUCUACUAAAUCAGAGCCAGCUGGAUCAGAUAAGGUCGUUAAACCUGAAGUCACUACUGAAGCACAGGUCAAGUCUGAUGGAUCAGAUAAGAUCAUUAAACCUGAACCUGAAGUUAAAACUGAAGCAGAGGUCAAUUCUGGUUCAUCUUCAACAACAAAGGAGACUGCAGAUGCUGCUAAAGACGAGAACUCAGAUGUCAAGAAUGAAUCAGGUGGAGCAGGAGGAGACUCAGGCUCUUCUGCAACAGAUGGAACUGAAGCCGUUGUUCAGGAUCACAUUGAUUCUUCUGAUUCUUCAGUUGGCCAAGAAGAGAAACAGGCUCGAAUAAAUCUGGAUACUCUGCCAGAGAAUAGUGGAGUAGGAGUUAAUAGCCGAGAUGCUGCGGCAGAAUGAGAAUUUUUAUGAAAUGCUGUGUGCUUCUGAGUGAUCUAAAUGUUAAGUUACUUGCUCACUCUGUUUUGAUGCGCAAACAUGGAGAGCUUGGAGUAUUUCCUGUCAACUUUGGAAUAUGAUGUAGGAAUACAGUUUUAGCAUUGCAAAUAUAGGUAGAUUGAUGCCAUUCAUAGUUGUUUCUGUAUAAUUUAUUGCAAACUUUUGUUGAUUUUCCUUUUAACAUCUUUCUUUUUAGGUAUUUUUCUGAUGUUAGUGAGUGGCUUGUUCAUUUUAUGAUAUAAAUUGAGGUUUUCAAGA